Messenger RNA from Boleophthalmus pectinirostris (great blue-spotted mudskipper), 1319 nucleotides. RefSeq names its product E3 ubiquitin/ISG15 ligase TRIM25-like. The transcript has a single exon. Lineage: Eukaryota; Metazoa; Chordata; Actinopteri; Gobiiformes; Gobiidae. Gene Ontology annotation, molecular function: protein binding. The record is from RefSeq and is a predicted model, not a curated record. Bases 64 to 954 code for a protein of 296 amino acids.
AGCUCUCACUCCACUCUUAAGUUUCAUUUGUGUCAAAGUGAAAGUGUUUCUGAUUCAGGAGAGAUGGCGCAGAAAGCAGUCGACACAGAAGCCUUUUCCUGCUCCGUGUGUUUGGAUCUACUGAAGGAUCCCGUGACUAUUCCCUGUGGACACAGCUACUGCAGGAACUGUGUCCAACAGCACUGGGACCAAGAGGACCACAAGAGGCUCUACAGCUGUCCUGAAUGUCGCCUCACCUUCAGCCCCAGACCUGCCCUGGUCAAAAACGUCCUGUUAUCAGGUGUAGUAGAACAACUGAGGAAGACUGACAAAGUGCAGCUCACUCUGGAGGAGGGUCUGACCAACGUCUCACAGGCUCUGAGUCGUGUGGAUGUUUUACUGUCACCAGCUGAACCCAGCUCCAGAGAGGACUUCUUACAAUACUCUACAGAAAUCACUCUGGACACAAACACAGCUCAAAUCAAACUGUCUCUGUCUGAUGGAGACAGAAGAGCAACAGUUAUGACUGAACGCCAGAGUUAUCCUGAUCAUCCAGACAGAUUCAAUUACAGUAUUCAGGUCCUGAGCAGAGAGGGUCUGACGGGCCGCUGUUACUGGGAGGUGCAGUGGAGCGGGAAGUGGGUCUUUAUAGCAGUUUCAUACAAGGAUAUUCAGAGAAAAGACUCUGAUGAAUGUGUCUUUGGAAACAAUGAUAAAUCCUGGGCCUUACGCUGUAACAAAACAAGUUAUUCAUUUAUAUUUAACUCAGUCGUGUCCCAGGUCUCAGGUCCAGUCUCGUCCAGAAUCGGGGUUUACCUGGACCACAGUGCAGGGGUUUUGUCGUUUUACAGCGUCUCUGAAAGUACCAUGAGCCUCCUCCACAGAGUCCAGACCACUUUCACUCAGCCUCUCUACACUGGGGUGUGUUUCUACUGGAGUCCUGGAGCGACUGUACAUUUCCCUAAACUCAAAUAGCAGCUUUGUUCUCCACAGUCAGAAUAAUUUUAUUAUCCCAUAUUUGCUAAAUACUUGUGUGAUAUUCUAUGCCUAUGAGUUAACCAUUUAUGUACUACAAUUCUUUGAUUUAUAAUGUACCAAUCACUUGUCACUUGUUGAAUAACCUCUGUGUGUUUGACAACUGUGUGCAGUGUCCUAUCACUCUUGUGAACCUCGAGAUGAUUCCUAAAGUAUUAAAGUACCUGUUUAAAAUGUACUUAAAGAGUAAAAAGUAAAAGAAGAUCACAAAGACUUUGAGCUUCUCAUAUAUAUUCAAAUGUAGUGAUUUUGAUAAAUAUUUGUGUUAAAUUUGUUCAACAGAAACAAUAGAAUCAGUCAUUUUU